Hippocampus zosterae (dwarf seahorse) is the source of this 1711-nucleotide messenger RNA. RefSeq names its product homeobox protein Hox-B8a. Gene Ontology annotation, cellular component: nucleus. The record is from RefSeq and is a predicted model, not a curated record. The transcript is spliced from 2 exons. Bases 117 to 965 code for a protein of 282 amino acids. Gene Ontology annotation, biological process: regulation of transcription by RNA polymerase II. NCBI's taxonomy places the organism in Eukaryota, Metazoa, Chordata, Actinopteri, Syngnathiformes, Syngnathidae. Gene Ontology annotation, molecular function: RNA polymerase II transcription regulatory region sequence-specific DNA binding; DNA-binding transcription factor activity, RNA polymerase II-specific.
CUCUCUUGCCUGAAAACAAAAAAACCGAAGCAGACAAACACAACAGAGCGCCGCCGCUCACUUUAUACUCCGACUCUACAGACGAGGGGGAAGAAAAAAAAAACAAUCAGCAAAAGAUGAGUUCAUAUUUCGUCAACUCACUCUUCUCCAAAUAUAAAAGCGGCGACUCGUUACGCCCAAAUUAUUAUGAGUGUGGCUUCGCGCAGGACCUCGCCGGAAGCCGGCCCACUGUGGUGUACGGUCCGGGCUCCGGUGCCACUUUCCAGCACGCUCCUCAGAUCCAGGACUUCUAUCACCAUAGCGCCUCAACACUGCCCAGCAAUCCGUACCAGCAGAGUCCUUGUGCGGUGACGUGCCACGGCGAGUCCGGCAACUUCUAUGGAUAUGACGCCCUGCAAAGGCAGACGCUCUUCGGGGCUCAAGACGCAGAUUUGGUCCAAUACAGCGACUGUAAGCUGGGAGGCGCACCCGGACUCGGCAGCGAGGACGCGGAGGGAACCGACCAGAGCCCUUCACCGACGCAGCUCUUUCCCUGGAUGAGGCCGCAAGUAGCUGCCGGAAGGAGGCGAGGCCGACAGACGUACAGCCGGUACCAGACUCUGGAACUGGAGAAGGAGUUCCUGUUCAACCCGUACCUGACCCGAAAGCGCCGCAUCGAGGUGUCGCACGCGCUGGCGUUGACGGAGCGGCAAGUCAAGAUCUGGUUCCAGAACCGCAGAAUGAAAUGGAAAAAGGAGAAUAACAAGGACAAGUUCCCCAGCAGCAAAAGCGAACAGGAGGCGGUGGAGAGAGAGAGGAGGGAGAAGGAGCUACGGGAUGGCGGAGCAGUCGCUGCGGGAGGUGGAGGAGGCGCCGAGGGCGGAGGAGGAGGCGGCGGCGGUGCUUCGGUGCCGGUAGCGGGAACAGCUGGAUUACAGCCCGCUUUGGGCGAUGAUUGCUGUGAGAAAAAUCAUAAGCAAAUGUAGGGGGGUAGGGGGAUAGUUUGAUUUGGCAUAAUGGGGCGAGUUGGUGGUGGUCUGAAUUGCGGAUUUGGCUGUCCUGCUCUCUAUCCAUGUUUCAAUCGAUGGGACCGAACUUUAGUUUCCAAAACGGCGACUGGCUAUCUGAUAGGACUGGAAGGGGCCCCCACGGUGCCCAGUUCUGCUGACCGUAAGGAAUGAAAAAAAAGAAAAGGAAAAAAAAUAUGUGCAAAAGUACUUAAUAAGGGCGGGAUUAAUCAAUCCAACAUAGUCUACUUUAGUGAAGAAGAAGAAGAAAAAAAGAAUGAUACAACAAUGAUAGCGUCCUUUCUUUGUUGAACACUUGUCGUGGAAACAUUUCUAUAUUGUUCCAAGUUUGUCAUUAACAAUUUUAUCUUUGGCAGCUGUAUAGUUUUUAAGUUAAGAUGAUGAUGAUGAUGGUGCACUUUUUACUGUACUUCUCACUCCUAUGUUGUUGUUGUUAUGGCAAUUGUUAUUAAUGAUGAAGUUGAUGGCGUAGCAAUUAAUGAAAUGUCCAACAACAUGAAACUGCCUAUUUAUGCCGUUUUAGUAGGUCGGGUCUCUUUUUUAAAACACUUUAAUUGCCGUUUAUCGUUUUAGUUGUUUGUUUUUUUUUGAUUGAUGGUGUUUGUUUAUGCUGUCUUCCUUUUUCUCUUUUGGGAUUAAAAGCAUGCGCACAGUGCGGUUAAUAAAAAGAAAACACUGAUAAAUAAAAAGGAUUUUAAAAUGUA